Molecule: messenger RNA, 2326 nt
Organism: Dicentrarchus labrax (European seabass)
Lineage: Eukaryota; Metazoa; Chordata; Actinopteri; Moronidae
Gene: th
Product: tyrosine hydroxylase
Exons: 14
Coding region: 130-1683 (517 amino acids)
Biological process (GO): dopamine biosynthetic process from tyrosine
Cellular component (GO): perikaryon; cytoplasm; axon
Molecular function (GO): iron ion binding; tyrosine 3-monooxygenase activity
Source: RefSeq, a predicted model, not a curated record
GUCUGGGGAAAAAAAGAAAAGCUCUGGGCGCACAGCACAGCCGGAGAGGUCUAGAGAGCGCCACAACUGCACUGUCACUUCAGUCACACUUUGGCACGCAGACAAUACAGAAGACUUCCACGCCUAAAUAUGCCCCUUUCAAGCAGCUCCACGUCCUCCACAAAGAGCAUCCGCAGAGCAGCAUCCGAGCUGGAGAGGUCUGACUCCAUCACGGUUUACCUUGACUGCACCGCUGUCCUAAUGCGCAUUUGGAGAUGUAGAGCGCUCCCAUCAAAUACCAAAAGAGAAAUCCCAAAGUCUCCAAGAUUCAUCGGCAGGCGUCAAAGCUUGAUCGAGGACGCGCGCAAGGAGAGGGAAGCCGCCGCCGCAGCGGCAGAGGCUGCAGAGGCCAGUGAACAGAUAGUGUUUGAGGAGGACGACGGGAAAGCGCUCCUGAACAUCUUCUUCACUUUAAGAAGCUCCAAGACACCUGCCCUGUCGCGGACACUCAAAGUUUUCGAGACAUUUGAAGCUAAGAUUCACCAUUUGGAGACGCGACCAUGUCGGAAGCUCAAGGAGAACCUGGAAGGUCUGGAGUACUUUGUUCGCUGUGAGGUGCACCUCUCAGACGUCAGUACUCUUAUCAGCUCCAUCAAGAGGAUUGCAGAGGAUGUUAAAACCACCAAAGAAGUCAAAUUCCACUGGUUCCCAAAAAGAAUAGUAGAUUUGGACAGAUGUCAUCAUCUGGUCACAAAAUUUGAUCCAGACUUGGAUCAAGACCAUCCUGGCUUCACAGACCCUGCUUACAGACAGAGGAGGAAAAUGAUUGGAGACAUCGCCUUCAGAUACAGACACGGGGAUCCGAUUCCCAGAGUGGAAUACACAGAGGAGGAGAUUGGUACAUGGAGGGAAGUCUACUCAACUCUGAGGGACUUGUACGUCACCCAUGCCUGCAGUGAAUACCUCGAGGCCUUCCGUCUCCUGGAAAGGCAUUGUGGGUACAGUCCAGACAACAUUCCCCAGUUGGAGGACGUGUCACGCUUCCUCAAAGAGCGUACAGGGUUCAUACUGCGUCCAGUGGCAGGUCUGCUCUCAGCCAGAGAUUUCCUGGCCAGUUUGGCAUAUCGAGUGUUCCAGUGCACCCAGUACAUCCGACACGCCUCUUCCCCUAUGCACUCCCCAGAGCCUGACUGCGUCCAUGAACUGCUGGGCCACGUCCCCAUGCUGGCCGACCGUACUUUUGCCCAGUUUUCACAGAACCUUGGUCUGGCAUCACUUGGAGCUUCGGAUCAAGAUAUUGAGAAACUGUCCACAUUAUACUGGUUCACCGUCGAGUAUGGCUUAUGCAAACAGAACGGGGAGGUGAAGGCUUACGGUGCUGGACUGCUUUCCUCUUAUGGAGAGCUUGUGCACUCACUGUCCGACGAACCAGAGACAAGAGAGUUUGAUCCAGAGGCCGCAGCGGUGCAGCCGUAUCAAGAUCAGACAUACCAGCCUGUCUACUUCAUUUCUGAGAGUUUUUCAGAUGCCAAGGAGAAAUUUAGAACCUACGUGACCGGUAUCAAACGUCCCUUCUCAGUGAGGUUUGAUCCGUACACCAGCAGUGUGGAGGUGCUGGACAACCCGCUGAAGAUCCAAGGAGGCCUGGAAAGUGUGAAGGAUGAGCUUAAGAUGCUGACAGAUGCCCUCAGUGUUUUGUCAUGAUGAUGCCCAGUCUGUGACCACCCUGCUGUUGUUUGCUUCCCCUCCGCUGCGCUCUGCGACAUGUGACAAGACCAAUGUGUUCAUCUUUCUGUGCUGUACCUCCAGUAUGAUGCUGUUUCCGAUGAGUUGUUGCUUGUUUGAUGCUGGCUGGUUGGCCGACAAGGUUGCAACCAAUUUAAACCUCAACACGCAGUUUCCAAAGAUGUUUACCGCCUCUCUGGGUAUGGACCCAUUUGUGAAAUGAUGGGGGAAUCAAAAAAUUUGUUGUUUAAGAAAUAUGUCAAAAUCUGAACCAAAAUCAAAGGGAACUGUGAUAAUGAAUGUAUUAAAAGAAAACUAAAUGGGUAUGGUGUAACUAUUUUAAAAUCAAAGAAACUUAAUGGUAUAACAAAUAUUAAAAUGUAUAUUUAAAUCAAAUGUAUUUUAUUUAAGAAAAAAAAGAUCUCUACUGUGUUAAAGGCUUUAUUUUCCAGAUAUGUGAAUUCAGUAUUUGAGCAUUACUUCUAACCUUGCUGAUUUUUGGUUUUAUGCAGUUUUGUCUUGCAAUGUUGACGCAUAAUAAAAGAAAUAAUAAAACAUACUUUCCAUGUAAUGUACUGUUGAUCAAGAAUCUGUCAAAUAAUAAAGAAUAGCAAGUUAAAAA